UAUGCGCGUACCAUGGGAUGCUUCAUCGAGCGAUGCAGAGAGGCCAACGCUACAAGGGACCAUCGGUGAUUGGGCCCCGCCACGGUCCACCACGCCUGCGACUCACUCACGCACUGCCUCGAGCCAGAGCGAACACGCACCGCACAGGCUCGCUGGCAGUGGUCCCCGACCGAGCGGAGCGUCGGGGCAUUUUUUUCUUCGUCUCUGCUGUCUCGGCUGGCCAUGGGCGCAUGCGGCCAUGGGGGGCAGAUCGGCCAUCAAAGGGCGAUCUAGAGUGCACGUCGACGUUAGCGUCCGCGCAUGCCACGCAAGGCUGAAGUCAAGUGAGGGGUUGCCGCCGGGGAGGAGGCAGAAACAUUCGCGGUAUCCACCUGGCUCCAACCACCCAUCAUCCGCCUGCUCCGUCGCCACAGCAAUUCCCCCAUGGCAUUUUGGCGCCAACUCAUCGACAUUCUGCCUCCCCAUCGCGUCUGACCCCUCCCAUCGACAUCUCCAUGAUCUCGAUGCAGAGCUGCAUACAUGUACUGGCCACACGCGCUCUCGUCACCAGUGUUCCGACUACUCUACUCUACUACACUACUCAGUCGUUCCACCAGCCUCCUGA
Periconia digitata is the source of this 604-nucleotide messenger RNA. NCBI's taxonomy places the organism in Eukaryota, Fungi, Ascomycota, Dothideomycetes, Pleosporales, Periconiaceae. The record is from the annotation of a GenBank genome assembly.